UUAAAUUCUAACAGAUUCGAGACAUGCUUUAAAAUAUAAAAAUCAGAAUUUAUAUAAGCAAUUCCAUCAAAUGGAUUCAAAAAUAUUCUAUAUUCUCUCAAUCUUCUUCCUAUCUACUGCCACAGCUGAGAUACCAAACAAAGCUCUAAAAUGCUCAGACUUCAAACCAAAUGUUUGCGGACCAAACGCAAAUUGUUAUGAACGUGAUCACAAUCGGACUGUUGAAGUCUUCGGCGGUGCUUAUUGCAAAUGUGAUGCUGAAUUUUACGGAAAGCCACCAAAUUGUGCAAGAAUUUGUGAGUUUGAUUGCAAAGCUGAUAAAUAUUGUGAUUCGAAUGAAAAGCUGUGUAAGAAAGGAUGUCGAUCACAUGACGAGUGCCAAAAAAAUGAAAUUUGUGCAUUCGAUAAUCAAUGUAAAGUUUACUGCCGUUCCAAUAUAGACUGUGAAACUGAUGAGAUUUGUGACAGUGAUCAACAAAAGUGUCUAAAAAUCUGUGAAUGUAGUUCAUGUGGGAAGAACUCAGUCUGUGAAGCUGCUGAUCAUACAAAAAUCUGCUCAUGUGCUAGUGGAUAUUACCCAAAAGGAAGCAAAGGAUGCAGAAGAAGGAAGAUUGUUGGUUUAAGCAAAGAUGAUGAAUUGGAUUGUAGUAAAUUUUGUGGAACAAACAGCUUGUGUACAGCAAAGGAAGAUAAGAUUAGCUGCUUUUGCCCAGCGAAUAUGAAUGGAAAUCCAUUUAAAGCUUGUAUGACUUACUUACCUCCUCCACAGUUUAUUGUUAAACCAAAUCAGGAAGAUUUUGUGUUAUCACUUGCUAAUGUAAUUGGUAAGCACUAGGAACUGGUGUGUUGACUUAAACAUACCUGAAUAUUGACAUUUAUUGCUUAAAAUAGUCACUAAAUUUAAGAACAGUAAUGAAUAAAAUACAAUUAAUUUUAAACGUGUUUGAGAACUCUUUUCUAGAUCUACAAAGAUUUCUUUGGUGAAAUUUUAUAGUUUUAACGAGAAAAUUAUAAAACUCACUUUACAAAAAUUUAAAAAUUGCUUCCAAC
Messenger RNA from Chironomus riparius, 1050 nucleotides. Lineage: Eukaryota; Metazoa; Arthropoda; Insecta; Diptera; Chironomidae. The record is from the annotation of a GenBank genome assembly.